Messenger RNA from Neolamprologus brichardi, 2772 nucleotides. Its product is annotated as fibroblast growth factor 12-like. Gene Ontology annotation, molecular function: growth factor activity. The record is from RefSeq and is a predicted model, not a curated record. NCBI's taxonomy places the organism in Eukaryota, Metazoa, Chordata, Actinopteri, Cichliformes, Cichlidae.
AAGAGGAGGAGGAGGAGGAGAGGAUGAGGCAGGAGAACAGAGUAGAGUAAAAUAGAGCAGAGCGGAGUGCAUGUGGAAUCGGCGGCUUUAUCGGCUCUUCUCUGGGAUAAUUCUGAACUUCUCGGGUUUGUUCCUCUUUUUCUGCAUGUCGGGAAGUUGUUGACGAGCUGAUGUAGGCGGGAGGAUGAAGAUGCUUUCCUCUCGCUCCACAGAGAUGUGAGGAAACGUCACGGUGAAGCUCUUUGAUUCUUCUGUUUGUGGCGCGUAAAUCGAGAAAAUCCCUGCUGCCAUGUGCGCUUCCAUCGGAGCGUCUGGAAGAUGGAGGCGACCUAAAGUGAUAAAUUACCCAGCAGACACGAUGAGCUCUUCGAUCGAGGCGUAAUCACUCAACAGAUGUUAAUUCAGAGUUUUUCUUUAUUCCUUUAUUAAUCGUCUCCAGGCCAGUGCUGCAUCUUAACUUGUGUGGGAACCUGUAGGGUUAUUCAGGGAACAGGUAUCCGUUCUUCUCUGGAUAUUUAAAGUUUCCGUCUUUCAGAGCUCCAUCAGGAUUGGUGAUCUAUUUCCAAACCCUCAGCUGAAGAGUGCGUUUGAGAGGGACUUCAUCACCGUUCUUUGGAUUAGUCAUCAGAAAGGCAGCCUCAACAUGUAAACAUAUACUCGGAGUUCACACAGGUUUUGUGCGGUGAAUCGCACGAACGUGAAACGACUUCCGGGUUCUUCACUUUUGUGGAUUUUCAGGAUCCUGCUGGUGUUUUUCUUUUGAAGCCUGUACGUGUGACCGUUGUGCAUCGGCUGUUCCUCACAGCGGAUCUCUAACGUUUUGGUUCCUAAUCAACGAUCUGCCAUAAGGGAGCAGAUUUUUCAUCCAGACUCGGUCCCUCCGAGGCCCGUCAGGCGACAUGUCACCUGUUUUGGACUGAGGGGUCGUCAGCCUCAGACUCGGACAGCAGGAGCAGAUAUUUUGUUCCUCUGUGGCUUCGUCCUCCUCUCAGAGAUAUGGCCGCGGCUAUCGCCAGCUCCCUGAUUAGACAGAAGCGCCAGGCCCGUGAGUCCAACAGCGACAAAGUCGCCACUAACAAGCGACGCUCAAGUCCCAGUAAAGACCCGCGGUCUCUGUGUGAGCGACACAUCUUCAGCGUCUUUAGCAAAGUUCGCUUCUGCAGCGGAAAGAAAAGACCAGUACGCCGGAAACCAGAGCCGCAGCUGAAGGGCAUCGUGACGCGCCUCUUCAGCGAGCAGGGCUUCUUCCUGCAGAUGCAGCCCGAUGGCGCCAUCAGCGGCACCAAGGACGAGAACAGCGACUACACUCUGUUUAACCUGAUCCCAGUAGGUUUGAGGGUCGUGGCCAUCCAGGGAGUGAAGGCCGCGCUGUACGUGGCCAUGAACGCCGAGGGAUUCCUCUACACAUCUGAUGUGUUCACACCAGAGUGCAAGUUCAAGGAGUCGGUCUUUGAAAACUACUACGUCAUCUACUCGUCCACCAUGUAUCGGCAGCACGAGUCGGGCCGGGCUUGGUUCCUGGGCCUCAAUAAGGAAGGAGUCAUCAUGAAGGGAAACCGAGUGAAGAAAACCAAACCGUGCUCACACUUUGUCCCCAGACCCAUCGAAGUCUGCAUGUAUAAGGAGCCGUCGCUGCACGAGCUCGAGGAGAAGCUGCUGAAGUCCUCGAGGAGCCCGACGAUGAACAGCGAGGAGCGGGCGAGGAGCCUGGAGAGGGAGCAGCGAGCAGCGGAGUCCUCCACAGAACGAGAGGCGUCGUAGCCUGCAGCGCCACCCGCAGGAGGAAGACGAGGCGAAGGUGGAGGAGGAGAACUCCCAUUUUAACACUCCCUCUGUUCAGCAACAACAACAACUACAACCACACCGACGACGACAACCGCCAUAACAACGACGGCGAAAACAAAGAAAAAAAGAAGCUUAAAAAAAGGGGAGGGGGGGGCGGUGGGGUCUUCGUGCUCGUUAUGAAAUAUUUCAAAUCAAAUGGGGGAGGGCGAGGGGGAGGGGCCUGUUUGGAAAUGGAAAAAAAAUCAAGACGUUGAUGAUGAUGAUUUACAUUUUAUGCAAAGAGCCCUGCUGAAAUGGCGCCGAGAGGCUAGCCCACCUACUCUUCAUCGCCACAUUGUAAUCAUCAUCAUCAUUUCUGUCACGACGAUGACAAAAUGUUUUUGCGAGUCGAGCGAGCGCUGAGAACUCCGAAGCUUUAAGCCAUGUAGAAACUUCACUUCCUUUCAUUUCUUGAUGAAUGCAAAGACUUUCGCACUUUUGACACGCCGCGCUUCUUCUUCUUCUUCUGCGUGAUGUCCUGUCCGGUUGGAUGGAAGACCUUUUCUGUUUCGUCUUCUUCAGCUGCCACAUCUUUGCGUGCGUUAUGUUGUGUUUUCGGGGUGGGAGCCUUUGUGGGUUUUUGUUGCAGACACUGGCGACUGAAGGAAGGAAGACGGCCGGGUCUCUGUGCUCUGUGCCGAUCGGACCGCUUCCUGUGACGGAGGUCAGUCGGGCGAGCGGGUGACUGUACGCCUGAGAGGAUCAGAACAGCGUGCCGGCUUGUGUGGUCGCUGCAGGUGGUGUCCACGUGAACUCCACAUUCCUGCUUUUUAAAAUCACUCAGCAGUUUGUAGAUCGAGUUCCUGCUUUUGCUUCACGUUGACGAAAACCGACUAAACUUCUUUAAACGCAUCCAAACGUGAAGGAUCGAGUUCUAGAAAGUUUGUGCGAGGCUCAGAGAAAAGCUUUGACCUUUCAGCCCCGAGUGUUGUCUGCAGGCUUCGUCUC